This is a messenger RNA of Seminavis robusta, 1645 nucleotides long. The record is from the annotation of a GenBank genome assembly. NCBI's taxonomy places the organism in Eukaryota, Bacillariophyta, Bacillariophyceae, Naviculales, Naviculaceae.
CCUUCCAUAAACAAACCUCAGCAGAUAGCACUGUAGAUAUAUAAGGGGGUUCACUGUAGUGGUGACGGCUACACGUAUACGGGUGCGGUCACUCUCUCAUUGGGUCUUUUCUAUCGUGAAGAGUAUUCUUAGCAAGCUACCGGUAGCUAGCUAGAAGGGAGCCGAGUCGAGUCGAGUCUGUCCACAGGAACAUACAUACCGUACUACCGUACCGUACUGCCAGUCAUCACAACUACAGUGUACAGUGUCAACAUGGAGUCUACUAGUAAGUCUGGGGAAGGAAAAGACAAAGCACAGCCAUCAUCUACCGUUGCAGGCUCAGGUACAACGGGGACAUCUCCCAACAGUCUUAAGUCACCCACAGCAACGGAACCGCCUUUGCAGGCAACUGGUAUAGGUAAGAAAGUCAGCGCUGCUACACGUAGUGGCGGCACUAUUGGGGCGGUAGAAGCAGAACGUAAAAAGCUAAGAGCCUUGCAACAAGAAACCCAUGUGGACAAAGCCAUGGAUCCUCUCGAACUGGCUAAAAUGAUCGAAAGGAACAAGCUCCUAGCUUGGGAACAAGAAGCCCCCAAAACAUCUGCUCUUGAUAGUAACCUGGGGCGUGCCAUGCCAAAGGCUCCGUCCACCGGUUCCUCCUCCAACUUACUGGCCCCCCAAAACGUGGAGGAAGCCAUGGAUCCUUUGGAACUGGCAAAAAUGGUAGAAACCAGACUACAGCAAGGUUGGAGUCCAAACGAGCAAGAUGACAGCCUACUACACCCCACCAUGAACCCACGACUUGUCCUAGAAGAUGUGGCGGACGGAAACAUUGAUCCCCUCCACUUGGAAAAAAUUGUGCAAACACGGCUCCAACAUCCAAAUAAUAAUAUCCAGCCUCCCAAUACGACUACCACGACUUCAACCAUGAUGACACCAAGCAUUCCCGGGGCGUAUUCGGGUGCUCCCGGAACCGACCUGCAACGAACCGACGAUUUACGAUUCUCCCUCGUCGGGGCAUCAUCGGGGAAGGAUUUCAAGGAUUCCGUCGUCCAUCAUAGCGUGACGGCCAGUGGGGAUCAUCAUCAUCAUCAUCAUCAUCCUUCUGUCACGGCCAGUAUGCUUCGAAAAUCCACUACCGACACUGCGGUAACACUCCAAGCCACCUUGGUGACCGAUCAAGACAAUGCCGAAAGUCUUCGGAUGGAAUUGGAACAAAUCAAGGCGUCACCCAUUGCCGAAGUGGUCGGAAUGACUUCCAACGAGACAGACACGACGAUCAUGACGGCUUCCGGGAAACGCAGUUUCAUGAUCGGAGUGGCCAUCUUUGUUGCCAUGGUCGUGGGCACGCUCAUUGUCGUCAUACUGUGGCCCAUUGUAUUCAUGUAAUACAUUUACAUGAUAGCAUGAUUGCUAUCUAUCUAGCUGGAGCAAUAACUGUAUCUAUAUAGCACGAAUUGAAUUCACGUUCGAUGGUGUGGUACUGUAUCCCAACGAUUUCCCGGGGACACGACGGCGACGAGAAAGACAACAUGUUCCGUUGCUGCUUCGCUCUCAAUCUAUAAGCGUUGAGGGUUGCUCCUGGUCUAGCUAGUACAUGUAGUACCGGUAGCAGUGUUUGGCCUCUGCGGUCUUCCUCAUCGUCGUGCCGUAAUCCUCCUCAUGA